Molecule: messenger RNA, 571 nt
Organism: Mobula hypostoma (lesser devil ray)
Lineage: Eukaryota; Metazoa; Chordata; Chondrichthyes; Myliobatiformes; Myliobatidae
Gene: timm13
Product: translocase of inner mitochondrial membrane 13 homolog (yeast)
Exons: 3
Coding region: 82-372 (96 amino acids)
Source: RefSeq, a predicted model, not a curated record
CGCAGUCGGACAGGGUGACCUGGAGGCUGAAAGCCGCGUUCGGUUCGUUACUGCAGCAACGCGUGUGUAGCCGUCGGUGCGAUGGACAGCUACUCCUCGGAUUUUUCUUCUGGCACUCCUGGUGGAGCCAAGGUAGAUGCGGGGACGAUCAUGGAGCAAGUGAAACUACAAAUUGCCGUAGCUAACGCUCAGGAAUUACUACAGAGAAUGACUGAUAAGUGUUUUAAAAAGUGCAUUGGCAAACCAGGAAGUUCACUGGAUAACUCUGAACAGAAAUGUAUAGCUAUGUGUAUGGAUCGAUAUAUGGAUGCCUGGAACACAGUAUCGCGAACUUACAACUCCAGAUUGCAGCGAGAGCGUGCACGAAUGUAAUUACACAGUGGAGAGUCAAAGAGGUAGCUUGUACUUAAGCUGAUGAGGUUGGGAGAACUUGAGAAUAAUGAAGUGAUGUACAAAAUGAAAUACUGGAAUAUUCUCUGAGAAAACCUGUAAACCUGCCUAGUCUUUAUUCAAACCUAAAUAUUGUGAACUUAAUUAUGAAUAAAAUGAAAAUAAAUAAAAUUGAACUUUA